UCGGAAAACAGGGAUAACUGCAUCUCCACUCCACCUUGAUCCGUCGUCCACAAUCAAAUGGCGCGAAUAGUUGGCGCGACAUUUUGGAAAACACCCAGAUUGGCGCCUCUUUUUCUCUAUGAUAGGGUUUUCAAGUCCUCAUUUUACUCUCACACAAAUCCACUGCGUGCGACUUCUCAUUCUCUUCGAGUAUUCAGAAUGGCCCAAGCAGAUGAGCCAUCUCCGAAGAUGCAGAACGGCGUCAAUGAAGCAUCGCAAAACCCUAUUCCACUCAUUAGGGUGAAAAAACUAUCUGAGAAGGCUGUGUUGCCUUCACGAGCCUCCUCUCUCUCUGCCGGCUACGAUCUCUCGAGUGCGAUUGACGCUAAGGUACCAGCCAGAGGAAAAUCUCUAAUCCAAACUGAUCUGAGCAUUGCAGUACCGGAGGGAACGUAUGCUCGUAUCGCACCAAGAUCGGGACUGGCUUGGAAACACUCGAUUGAUGUAGGGGCGGGUGUAAUUGAUGCUGAUUACAGAGGCCCAGUUGGGGUUAUAUUGUUCAACCACUCUGAUGUCGAUUUUCAGGUGGGAGUGGGUGACAGGAUUGCCCAACUGAUUAUUGAAAAGAUCAUGACUCCGGCGGUUGUGGAAUUGGAGGAUCUUGAUGAAACUGUGAGAGGAGAUGGAGGUUUUGGAUCUACGGGCGUCUGAUUCUCUUUAGGAACUGUCAAUGACAUAACAUAUGUUUCUUCGUUUGUUGAUGAGUUGAAAGUAGCCUCUCUCGGGUCGGAUUAGUUCAGUAAUUUUGUCGAACACUUGGUAGGCGUCAGCCCUCCAUUUUUGCUGUCCUGUUUCAGAUGUUAAAGUCUCUGCUUUGUAUAGUGAUGGUUAUGCACUUCAGGAUAUUGGAUUUGUGUUCUUCCUUGUAUCGAAAACAAACGAAGAAAAAUGCAGUUGUUGGGAUUGUAUUAUGAAUCAUCAGUUGUAACUGAAGCUUUCAAACA
Tripterygium wilfordii is the source of this 983-nucleotide messenger RNA. Its product is annotated as deoxyuridine 5'-triphosphate nucleotidohydrolase-like. Gene Ontology annotation, biological process: dUTP catabolic process; dUMP biosynthetic process. Lineage: Eukaryota; Viridiplantae; Streptophyta; Magnoliopsida; Celastrales; Celastraceae. The record is from RefSeq and is a predicted model, not a curated record. Gene Ontology annotation, molecular function: dUTP diphosphatase activity; magnesium ion binding. The coding region runs from base 58 to 690 and encodes 210 amino acids. The transcript has 3 exons.